Dermatophagoides farinae (American house dust mite) is the source of this 1517-nucleotide messenger RNA. Its product is annotated as testis-expressed protein 264. Lineage: Eukaryota; Metazoa; Arthropoda; Arachnida; Sarcoptiformes; Pyroglyphidae. The record is from RefSeq and is a predicted model, not a curated record. Gene Ontology annotation, biological process: protein-DNA covalent cross-linking repair; reticulophagy. Gene Ontology annotation, cellular component: endoplasmic reticulum membrane; replication fork; nucleus.
UGGCGUAUCAUCAUCGUCAGCAAUCACACACAAACAUCAUUUGUUGUUUAUACACUGAUUUACAUUGAUUUUGCAAAUUCGUCGACAAUCGGUUUGGUCCAAAUCCUUGUGAAUAAUUAAUUUUGAUCAAACCAAAAAAAAAAAAAAAAAAAUUAAUCUUUUGCUUUCAAUCAAUCUAAAUCAAUAUCGUCGACUGUGUUUAUCAAUUUGAUAUUGAUUGGAAUUGAUUUUUUUUUUGCUUCCUCGUAAUCAUCAUAUAAAUAUACUAGUCAAAUUGAAUUGAAUUCAAUCAUGUUACUAUUGAUAAUUGCUAUAGCUUUAUUAUCAAUAAUAUUAAUCUUAACCAUAUUGUUUGCAUUACAAUAUUUUGGUCUAUUUGAUACAAUUAUUGUAUCUAGUGGACAAUCACCAUAUCAAUAUGGUGGCCGUUCAAUUGUUUAUCGUAUUGAUUAUGGAAAAUAUUCCGAUAGUUCAACAUUAUUUACUGAAAUUUGUUCAAUAUUUCCAUCAGAAUUUCGUACAAAAUAUUCAACAUUUGGUAUUUAUAUAAAACGUGAUCAAUUAAAUGAAAAUGAUCGUAAAAAAUUAAUUACUGCUGAACGUUAUGAUUCAUGUGAAUGGAUUUUUAUGAUUGGUGCAAUUAUAUCCAAUGAUGAUCAAGAUCAAGAUAUUAUUAUUAAACAUCCAAUAAUACAAUCAAUGUUAAUGGAAAAAGGUUAUCGUUAUGCUCAAUUACCUGAACAAGUUGAUCAUGUUGUUUAUGUAAAAUUUCCUUAUCGUGGUAUAAUGUCUGUUGUUAUUGGUAGUCGUCGUGUUUAUUCAGCCAUCGAUACUUAUAUUCAGGAAAAUCGUCUUUCUGCAUAUCCUAAAAUUGAAAUCUAUAAUGGCGAUGAUAUCUAUUAUAUAUUACCAUUAUCAAAACAAGAUGAUUUUGUUAAAUUGAUCUCGAUGAAAUUUGCUGAACAAUUACAAUUAUCAUCAUCAUCGUUAACAGAAUCGGAUAAUAUAGAAAUUGUUGAAGAAAUUAAUGAAGAAGAAAUUGUUGGUGAAGAUUCUUCGUCACAUGAAUCAAGUGGCGGUGAACGUCAUUCAGAUUCAUCAUAUGAAUUGGUCGAUUAAUAGUGAUGAAUAGAACGGAAUUUUUUUUCUUAGAGCCAAUCAACGACAACAAAAAUGAUUGUGAAAAAUAUACAUUAUUAGGCCAGAACUUAACAAUUGAAAAAUGCAAUAUGUGUGUAUGUAGGUGUGUGUGUCAAUCCAACUGACCAAUAUCAUUUUUUUUUUUUCAAUUUUGUUCAUUUUCUCUUUUCCCGACAGAUAAUAUAACGUGUUUAUUUUGUUGAUUUAAUCGGAUAAUUGAAUAUAUAUCGUUUACGUACAUUUUUUUUUUUUUUUGUAUAAUUUUGUUUGUUGAUUUUGUCACAAAUACACACACACUCGCAUACGAAUACCUACCGAAAUUUAUAAAAAUGAAAUUAAAAAGAAAAAAAAAUUUCAAUUUUCAAUUUUUAAAUAUA